CCAACCUCCAACUGAAAUAUACCGACCUACCAUCUUCCCUCCACUUUCCUCUCUUCAUACUUCCAUAAAAAAAACAAGUCAAAAGUCAUAUCAGAAACCUUCAAAUUGGGGCAAAGUAUUUAUCACCACAAAAAGAAGGAACCCUAAUUUCAUCCUAACACUUUUUUUUUCUGGAUUUUUUAUUCUUUCUACAUUUCAUUUUCUAUACCAAACAACAACAAAAAUUUAUGAGCAGCUACCAUUACAUGUAUAUUCUUAUUUCCUCAACUAACCCACUAAAUUAAUUCACGUUUUACUAUUUUAGUUGGACAAAAAAAGGAAAAAAGAAAAACAGGGGAGCAAUUUUUUUUCCUUUUCCAGAUUUCUAGGGUUUUUUUUACUGAAUUACUUCACGAAAUUUCAGAAUGUCGAGUCUGGAGGAACCCCUUAGUUUUGACAAGCUACCUAGCAUGAGCACUAUUGACAGAAUUCAGAGGUUUUCAUCUAGCGCUUGUCGUUCCCAAGGAGAGGAUAUGGGAAUGGGAGCCCGCUGGAUUGAAGGAAGCAGGUGCAGCACGUCCAACAGUUGUAGUGAGGAUGCCGAAGAUUAUAUGGUAGAGGCUUCUCCGUGGGGAAAAAAUAACAUAGAGAAGUCCCAUGCUAAAGCUUGUGUUUGGAGGAGUUUAAGCGUAGGUAGGAAUCAUAUGGCUUAUGGAAGCCAUGACAAGAAUACUGGUGCCAAAAUGCGUAAGGUUCUUAACAGCAUACCAAAAUAUGUGAAGAUUGUGGAGGUUGGUCCAAGAGAUGGACUACAAAAUGAGCAAAAUAUGGUUCCUACCCAUAUAAAGGUUGAGUUGAUCCAUAGACUAGUUUCUGCUGGGUUAUCUGUUGUUGAGGCAACAAGUUUUGUAUCACCUAAAUGGGUACCUCAGCUUUCAGAUGCAAAAGAUGUUAUGAAAGCAGUUUGUCAUGUGGAUGCUGCUCGUCUUCCCGUGUUGACCCCGAAUUUGAAGGGAUUUGAAUCUGCUAUAGCAGCCGGUGCCAAGGACAUUGCUGUUUUUGCGUCUGCUUCAGAAUCCUUCUCGAAAUCAAAUAUAAACUGUAGCAUUGCUGAGAGUCUUGUUCGGUAUCGUGCUGUUGUUUCUGCAGCAAAAAAACUUUCAAUUCCAGUUCGUGGGUAUGUAUCAUGUGUUAUUGGAUGCCCAGUUGAAGGGAUGAUUCCUCCUGAAAAGGUGGCAUAUGUGGCUAAGGAACUGUAUGACAUGGGUUGCUUUGAAAUCUCUCUUGGUGAUACUAUUGGCAUUGGCACACCAGGUAGUGUUAUUCCAAUGCUCGAAGCUGUAUUGGCUGUUGUUCCCAUUGAGAAGCUUGCUGUACAUUUCCAUGACACCUAUGGACAAUCUCUUCCAAACAUUUUGGUGGCGCUUCAGAUGGGAAUCAACACGAUAGAUUCCUCCGUAGCAGGACUUGGCGGAUGCCCUUAUGCAAAGGGAGCAACAGGAAACGUUGCCACCGAAGAUGUGGUGUACAUGCUUCAUGGGUUAGGCAUCAACACUAAUGUCGACAUGGGGAAGCUGCUCUCUGCAGGCGAAUUCAUCUGCAAUCAUCUGGGUCGCCCUUCUGUUUCUAAAACUGCUAUUGCACUAGGACGAGCAACACAUGACACCUCCAAGAUAUGAACUUACAUUUAUCGGGAAAUAAAGUUGUUCAUAUCAUUUUUUUAAUUUCAAUAUAGUUAAUGCAGACUGUAUAUGAUGCUUCUAUAACCAUUAGAAAGGGUUUUUAAGGGACCAGAUUUCACAAAUUACAAAUGGGUUUGGGAAAAUGGGGCUUAUUUCUUGAUGGAUAUUGGAUAGGGUAUAUAAUGAUGCAUUUUUCAUAUUACUGAUUUUGUGGUAAUUGUGCAUGUUGUGUACUUGAUCAUAAUGAAGAUAGAAAAAUGCUUGUGUUGGCUGCCUGACUUUUCUCUUUUAAAUAUGAUUAUGUUUUGUUAUCUGUGCAAUACAUAGCAAGCCAACAUAGAAGCGCUCGCACAAUCAAUUUCACACGAAGCGAAGGAUGAGGUUGCGAUUUCGGUUCACGAGAUUAAUUACAGAUUGAAAGAGUAAAUGAAUUUAUCGGUGAGAUUGAAAAAGUUAAUGAAUAAAUUUGUUGAUAAGAUUAAGAGUGCUGAAAACCAUGACAUUGCUUAAACUGUGCAAAUUAAGUGGAACAACCAAAAAUAAAACUGUGCAAAUAAAAUGAGAUAGUAAAUAUUGCGUUUAGCAAUUGACUUUUAGCUGAUAUGACAAACCAAAAAACUAAGGACAACUAAAAGUCUUGACGAACACACCCUAAAUAAAGAUGGUCCAAUAAAGCAUUGUCGUAGGUGGAUACUGGGCACUGGGCAGUUGUGCACUCUAAAGAUGGCCAUCUUGUUAAAGGUGAUGAUCAAGUAUUACCAUAAAGUUGCUAAAUGGCUCUU
Molecule: messenger RNA, 2443 nt
Organism: Amaranthus tricolor (Joseph's coat)
Lineage: Eukaryota; Viridiplantae; Streptophyta; Magnoliopsida; Caryophyllales; Amaranthaceae
Product: hydroxymethylglutaryl-CoA lyase, mitochondrial
Exons: 9
Coding region: 405-1658 (417 amino acids)
Biological process (GO): ketone body biosynthetic process; L-leucine catabolic process
Cellular component (GO): mitochondrion
Molecular function (GO): hydroxymethylglutaryl-CoA lyase activity
Source: RefSeq, a predicted model, not a curated record